UUCAGUCUCGUUGAGGAAAGUUCUUUUCGAAAAUUUGUUGCUGUUCUUGAUCCUCACUACGAGUUACCAUCAAGAACAACUUUAAAAAAUGUUAACACGGAAAUGCGCUACAAGGAAAUGACUGCAAAGUUGAUGUCAAUAUUACAGGAUAUUGAAACUGUAGCUAUCACCACUGACUUGUGGACGUCAGUAGCAAAUAUGUCAUACAUUACUAUAACAUGCCAUUUUGUUGACGACAAUUAUAUUUUGCGUUGUGCUGUUCUAUCCACAAUGUCCUUAAAAGAUGAAACAAACCACUCCGCCAAUAAUAUUGGUGACACAUUAAGUGAUGUGCUUCAAAAGUGGAACAUAUUGGACAAGGUUUCCACAAUUGUGACUGACAAUGACAGAUCUAUGAUCAAAAUGUGUGAAAAUUUAAAAAAACGACAUCUGCCUUGUUUUGCCCACACUCUUAAUCUUAUAGUAAGAGAAUGUCUUUCAGUAGACAACAUUCAAAUUGUAAUAAUCAAAUGCAAAAAAAUUGUCACAUAUAUUAAACAAAGCAACAUCGCAUAUGCGAAAUUCAAAGCGGCACAGUUGCCAAACAAAACAUAUGGCUUAAAGCAAGAAGUGCCUACCAGGUGGAACAGCGCCUAUGCCAUGUUAGAGAGAAUACUUGCGACCAGAGAAGCACUUGGACAAGUUCUGCUGACCACUCCCAAGUCACCGCCACAUCUAACUGCGGAAGAAGUAAAUGUAAUAAUGGACAUUGUAAAGCUGCUCGCACCGUUUAAUGACGCUACCCAAAAAAUAUCGGCUGGAGCAACUGUGACGAUUUCUCUAAUCAUACCAUUUGUCUGCGGACUAUUAGAAAAUAUGGAGGAUAUCAAAACAACUCUUCGAACGGAUGAAGGCUUUAAAAUGCGUGAGCUUCUCGUGGCAAAUAUAAAAAAAAGACUUUUAGAAUACGAAAAACGCACACCAACUAGGAUUGGAACUCUGCUCGAUCCUCGUUCCAAAAAGGAAGCAUUUUUAUCGCCUUUGAAUGUUCAAGAAGCCACAAAAUUAUUAGAGAAUGAAAUAUCUAAUAUAAACAGGAGUCUGGAUAUAACGCAGGAAACUUCAGAACCGCCAACACCAAUAGAAUCAAGCCAACCACUGCUUAAAUUUUUAAAAAGAAACAUCGCGCAAAUGAUAAAAAAUUGUCGAACUGAUUCUAUUAUAACCCUGCGACAGUACUACCAAAGUGCCAACAUUGACGAAAAUCGAGAUCCGUUGAAGUAUUGGAAACGAGCCAUCAACGACACAACUCUCCAAUUGUAUGCCAAGAGAAUUUUGUGUGUUCCAGCAACGUCAAUUGAGAGCGAGAGGAUUUUCAGCAAAGCUGGAAUUAUAAUUUCAAAUAAAAGGGCAUCCCUUAAGCCCUCAAAUGUGGAUAAAAUAGUGUUUCUUAGCAAAAAUCAAUGGAUAAACGAAUAA
This is a messenger RNA of Drosophila nasuta, 1458 nucleotides long. RefSeq names its product E3 SUMO-protein ligase ZBED1-like. The record is from RefSeq and is a predicted model, not a curated record. NCBI's taxonomy places the organism in Eukaryota, Metazoa, Arthropoda, Insecta, Diptera, Drosophilidae. The transcript has 2 exons. Bases 103 to 1458 code for a protein of 451 amino acids. Gene Ontology annotation, molecular function: protein dimerization activity.